UCUUGAGAGCCAAAGUCACUCCAAAACACACGUUCAGGACACCUUACAUCUCGCCAGACUCCACAGCACUGGGCCUGGACCUCAGCAUCUCUGUGACGUCCCUGACCGCACCUGUAGCUCUGGACCAUGGUCCUUCAUAGCGGCUGCAGCAUGAGUGCCAGUACCAUCCCUGCCAGUGUGAGUGCUGAGAACCAGCUGCCUGCCUCCUGGAGCCCCCACUACAACUGCCCAGAUGUUUCCAUGAUGACGUCUGGCUACGCUGGACGACUAUGGUCUCAGGACCUCCAUCCACAGUACUGGUCCAAAUAUCAAGUGUGGGAGUGGCUUCAGCAGAUGCUGGACAUGCACCAGAUAGAUGCCACAGCCAUACCCUUCAAUAACUUUGAUCUGGAUGGGAGGCAGCUGUGUAGCAUGACCUAUCAGGACUUCACCCGCCUGACUGGAUCCUUCGGGCCUAUCCUCUACCAGAGUCUGACUGACCUCAGUCAGUCCAAGUGGACCGGUCAGUAUGGCUCUUCAGCAGAUAUGUUCACAUCAGGGGAUAUUAAAACAGAAUUAGAUGCAGAUCUUCCUUGCACAAUCUUGUCUUUCAAGGAGGAGCCCAGCUUUUACGCCACUUCAGAGCUUUUUGACAUUAAAACCCCAUUUCAACCUUCUACCAUGAUGACCUCUCCAGCCCCCUCAAGUCCCGACACCAAAAGGUCCCACAGUCGUUCCAACCAAGUCAAAAAACACAACCCUCGUGGGACCCAUCUGUGGGAGUUCAUACGCGACAUCUUGUUGAACCCAGAGAGGAACCCAGGCCUCAUUAAGUGGGAGGACAGGUCCGAGGGGGUGUUUCGCUUUCUAAAGUCGGAGGCAGUAGCACAGCUCUGGGGCAAAAAGAAGAACAACAGCAGCAUGACCUACGAGAAGCUCAGUCGAGCGAUGAGGUAUUACUACAAACGGGAGAUUCUAGAGCGUGUAGACGGGCGCAGGCUGGUCUACAAGUUCGGAAGGAAUGCUCGUGGUUGGAGAGAAACUGAGAAGUGAAGGAGUAAGAGCUGAAGAUGAAUGUUUGAAGAUGUGAGAAUCUGUGAAGACUUAUUUAUAGCAUUAUGGCCAUUACAAAAAAACGUAUGGCCUUCAUCAGCUGUUUUUUUUUUUCUUUUUUGAUGUUAUCUUUGCUUUUUAUUUGUUCUAUAUCUGCUUCCAAAAGGCUGGUAUGAUGCACUGACCUCACUGAAGUUUGAACGAUAUUGUUGUUUACCUGAAAAUAGCUUUUUUAUUAUUAUUAUUAAUUAUUGCACUGUUUACAGGUCAGAUUUGUGCACAUAAUUUUUUUUUCUGUACAACCAUGAACCCACCAUAAGGCAUAAUCUGCAUUUGUAAAUAUUCAGCACUCUUUUACAGUAUGUCGCACAACAGGCGUUCUAUAGAUAGAAGACUUAACACUGUAUAUAUUUGCUUCACUAGUGAUUUUUUUACACUUUCCAGCAAUUAAUGGCUUCCAGGUCUGAAAUGACUUUUAUUUAACCCACUAAAAUAGAUUUGCAGGAAAAACGAAGAUUAAGAUCAAGAUUAAGAAAUUAAUGUAAUUAACUUAUGCAAAAUAUUUUGUUAUCAUUGUCAUUGCCACUUCUGGCCCAGAAUGCUCACUACUGCACUAUGUAUAAUCAUGUGACAAAAAUAGGACACGCUAUGAAAACCUGUUUGUUAACCUUUUUGAAAACAUAUGGACAUUUAAGCCUCAUUUUUAACAAUAUAGAGAGAUGGAGGUAAUAUGACU
Molecule: messenger RNA, 1768 nt
Organism: Astyanax mexicanus (Mexican tetra)
Lineage: Eukaryota; Metazoa; Chordata; Actinopteri; Characiformes; Acestrorhamphidae
Gene: ehf
Product: ets homologous factor
Exons: 9
Coding region: 127-1032 (301 amino acids)
Biological process (GO): cell differentiation; regulation of transcription by RNA polymerase II
Cellular component (GO): nucleus
Molecular function (GO): DNA-binding transcription factor activity, RNA polymerase II-specific; sequence-specific DNA binding
Source: RefSeq, a predicted model, not a curated record